Molecule: messenger RNA, 2097 nt
Organism: Leishmania braziliensis MHOM/BR/75/M2904
Lineage: Eukaryota; Euglenozoa; Kinetoplastea; Trypanosomatida; Trypanosomatidae
Exons: 1
Coding region: 1-2097 (698 amino acids)
Molecular function (GO): protein binding
Source: RefSeq, a predicted model, not a curated record
AUGCGGCGCACUCUGGUGCUGUACAAGAAGAGACAUUCGCGCGAGGCGAACGUGGGUCGACUUCUCUACGGCAAGCGUAAAAACCUUGUUCAUCAUACCAGCGAGGCCAAGCCCUCUGUCACGGCUGUUCUAGCGCAGACCCCGACGGAGCGGCUGCCGGCGGCUGUGAAGCACGCCCUGCAGGUCAACGAACUCAACCGGGAGCAGAUUGUCACCCUUCUCAAGCAGCACCGCGCGCUGCGCCGGUUCGACCGUACCGAGGUAGUCGUUCAGGCCCUUCGUGAUGCCAAGCAGCCCCUGACAUCGCAACACUACUGCGUCCUCAUGGCUCACGCGAAUGACGAGCGGCAAACGCGCAAAGCACUGCAAUUCUGGAAGGAAGCCGCCUCGGAGGGUAAAAUGAAUGAGCGCCUUCAUGGUGCUCUCCUGUCGACCUACCGCAACGCUGGAAACUGGAGGGCGGCUAUGCAGCACUGCGAAAGCAUCUGGCAGGACCAGCAGGUGCUAGACCCACUUGCCGUUCACGCUGUCAUGAACGCGUGCCGCCGCUACGGACCCUGGCAGAUGGGCCUGAAGGUCUUCUCGGACGCUGUUCAGCAUGGUACAAGGCCAAACAAUGUCGUCUACCUCGAGCUUCUUCGCCUCAUUGCACAAUGCAAGAUACCGGCGCGGUGGACGUACGGUCUGGCGAUUCUACGCGCACUGGAGGCAAGCAUGGAGGUGACAGCGGGGCACUACAAUGCGGUACUCUCCACAAUGGGGGGCCGCAACUGGGAGAAGGGUAUCAAAUUGUUUCACUCCAUGCACGAGCGCAACGUGCAGCCCAGCACGGAGACUCUCAACACAGUCCAGCAACUCCAUCCGCACAGCGUGGCCCACUGUAUCCGGUGUGUCGCUGAGGCACACGCGCUUGGCAUGCCAGUAACAGACACAAUGUACCGAAACGUACUGCUGAACCUGUUCCGACUGCAGCUAAACCACGAGGCAACCCAGUUUGCUGAGCGCGAGUACAAGCUGGACUGUGUGGAUACUGGCAACGCGCUGACGCACACGCUUGCCCUGAGUGUCGCCAUGGUGGAUGCACUGCUCUCCCAUCCCCGUCCUCAUGACGCCCUGCUCGUGUAUGAGUCCUUUCAGGAUAAGAUCGGCGACGUUGUGGCAGCCGCGACGCGGCAGCUGGGGACAAGCGGCUCGCUGGAUCAGCGUUGGCUAGUCCAAGGACGGGUGGCGGUGGUUGACCACAACGUGCUGCUCUCGACGACUUUCGAGUCCCUUACUCACCAUUACGACUCAGUGUUUAUCCCGUUUGCUGCCGUGCGACUGCUGACUAGGCGCGCCCGUGAGGAUGGCAAUUCGGUGCAAGGGCGCCAUAUAAAGAUGACUCUGCGUCGCAUUGGACUCCUGCUGAAGCGGGAGGAGUGGCGCAUGCUGCGGGUGCUUCCCUAUGCGCAUCAACUUCUCGCGCAUACAUACCUCUCCGAAGGUGGCCCUGCCACUCCCGAGGCGCUGAAGGCGUUACGUGACGAGGCGGAGAAGCAGAAUCUACUGCCCGAAAGCCCGCUGAUUCCGACCACAACUGCGAAGGGCCUUUCCAAGUAUGGCCAAGCGCUGUUGGAGCGACUAACACCUGUCGGGGAAGCCGCUGAGGUGUCCUCCGCUGUUGGUAUUGAUCGUGAAGUUGAACGUGACACAGAGAUCACCGCACAGGAUCUCGUGAUACGCCACGGAGGUGGCGGCGCUGCCGGUACAGCCGCUUCCUCGCUCGCUUCUCAGCAGGCGUCGUGCGCCGCGACCGUCCCCUUUCCGACGGUGCUACGCUCUUCUCACCGCAUCACCUCGGUGGAGCGCGUGACGGCGGUGGCCGCCAUGCUGAAGUCCCUCAACCCCGAUACGGAGGUGCAUGUGCUCUCUACAAGCGCGUCGCAACUCGCAGCAGUGCAGCACUGGAAUGCAGUGCGCGUUGGCGUCCUUCUCGUAGCGGUGCAUUACCCUGACCAACUCAGGCAGCUGGCCCCGCCUGCACCACUAGCCAGAGAAAGCGCCACCGGCGCUGCGGUGAUGGCAACCGGUGUUACAGCGCCAGCGCCACGAUUUUAA